This is a messenger RNA of Elaeis guineensis (African oil palm), 796 nucleotides long. RefSeq names its product large ribosomal subunit protein uL15x. Gene Ontology annotation, biological process: translation. Gene Ontology annotation, molecular function: structural constituent of ribosome. Gene Ontology annotation, cellular component: cytosolic large ribosomal subunit; ribosome. The record is from RefSeq and is a predicted model, not a curated record. Lineage: Eukaryota; Viridiplantae; Streptophyta; Magnoliopsida; Arecales; Arecaceae.
GCUGUCCGUAUCCUCUCCAUAAAAGGCUCUCGCACUAGGGUUUCCGAGCUUCUCCGCCUUGUUCCGCCCAUUUCCAAAACCCUAACCUUAGGAGAAAGAGAGCGGGACAGAGCCCGAGGAGCGGCGGCGGCGGCGGCGAUGACGACCCGCUUCAAGAAGAACCGGAAGAAGCGUGGCCAUGUGAGCGCCGGGCACGGUCGCAUCGGCAAGCACCGGAAGCACCCCGGUGGCCGCGGUAACGCCGGAGGCAUGCACCACCACCGCAUUCUCUUCGACAAGUACCAUCCCGGGUACUUUGGCAAGGUCGGCAUGCGCUACUUCCACCGCCUCCGCAACAAGUUCUACUGUCCCACCGUCAACGUCGACCGCCUCUGGUCCCUCGUCCCCGACGACGUCAAGGAGUCCGCCGUUGCUUGCGACGCCAACUCCGCCCCCUUGAUCGAUGUCACCCAGUUCGGCUACUUCAAGGUCCUCGGCAAGGGCAUGCUUCCCCCCUCCCGCCCCGUCGUCGUCAAGGCCAAGCUCGUAUCCAAGAUUGCGGAGAAGAAGAUCAAGGCCGCCGGCGGCGCCGUACUCCUUACCGCUUGAUCCGAUUUGAUAUACUCUUGUUCGGAGAUCUAGGGUUAUAUUACUUAAUCUUUUGGUUAGUUUCUGCUUUAAAGUUUUGAUUUUGAGACUUCCAUUUGAGUAUGUGUUGGAGACUUGAUUCAGAUUUCUUAUUUUGGAUUGCUGAUAUAUGUUUAAUUGCUGUCAUGAGUCUAUUAAAAAUAGAUUUUGAUAAAGUUGAUAGUUUUAA